UUGACUGCCUUCAGGUCCUUCAACGUAAGACCCCGGCGCCGUAAACAAGCCGUCAGUUCGUUUCUCUACCAAAUCAAACGAUCCAUUUGAGGGAGUCUUUAUCGCUUGACUUGCAACCAACCGCGUUGUUAUGACAGAAGAGGAGAAGGAAUUGGAAAAACGUGCUGUUGAGGAGCUCCUGAGGGAGACCGACCGGGCUCGGCUGAGAGCCGAGACGAUGGGCCCCGCAGGAUGGCUAAAAUGUCCAUUGCGAGGCACCAACAAACGCUUCCUUCUCAACACCCUGCGUUCCACAAGCCUGCAACGUAGGCCCGGCGAGCCCAAAGAGGGACACUCAUCGCAUGGUCCGAGUCGGAGGUCCCCUAGUGGGAAGAGCCGCAGCCGGUCGCCCCCCUCCAGACGGGACGGCGGACACUCGCGCAAGCAUCAUCAUCGCGAGGACAUCUACAGCGGCGACGCCAAGAGGCGGGACAGAGAGCGGGAGCGGAGUCACAGACGUAAGGGCGAGCGCGAGAGGGACGUGACGUCGGAUGGACACUCGGCGGAAAAAGACAGGCGAACGUCAAAGACGAGGACGGGCCGCUAGUCCACUGGAACAAUAAUGGAUCCAUUUUCCACAGAAGCCCGCCCGCCCGCCCGCCCGCUCGUCCUUUUUAGGUUCUUGCCUCAUUCAAAUAAGAAAGUGCUCGUUAAGUAGCUCAGGGAGGACAUUGGCGCCAAUCACCAUUUUGUGCUGAUCUUGAUGUCAUUUUUCAUUUCAAUGCUGUGUUUUGGCAACAUUUAAGGACACACAGAUGGUUAAAAGAGCUCCCGCCAUCUGACUUGUUUACACGUUUUAUUGUUUGACGUAGUCGGGUAGAUGUGACUAUUUCACGUAAGUCAAGUCCGCUUCGUAAAUCGCGUUAUCCACGUGGAAGAUAUCUUCCUUUUGAACUACUUCCUUCCUUUCCCAAAGGACGUUCAAAUAUAAACGCCGUCCUGCCAGCCGCCGUUUGGCGUCACUUACUCUUUUAUUGCGUGUGUGAGUGCCCUAUUACCAUGCUGAGCGCUUUAUUGUCUCUGUUGAACAACUGUAACUUCACAAACUGGCAGUGGCAGUAAAACAGGGCAGAAUCCAGAUGUCGGGAUGAAGUGGGUUACCGUGUCCGUCCCUAUGUCCCUAUGUGAGGAGACUGCGGGAAGCGUCACCGCGUGAAAGCGCUCACAGUCAGUCGCCGCACGCAAAGUCGCUAAUUGAGUUCCAGCUUAAUCGACUAACCAGGAGAGGCCUUGCUUAAUGGGGCCUAACGCGGAGUGUACAUAGAGCAAGACUAAUGGCCGGUCAACAUGGUGCGAGCGCGCCGCCUCGGAGCUGCUAAGUGCUGUUAAAUGAGGCGUCCGCAUCGGCCGGCGUCACACGCCCUAACAAUUGGCCAAAAAGCUGCCUGAACCAACUUUUUGGGGGGAACAAAGAACUCAUUUGAUCAGUUUGGCAUUGGUACGGCUUUUAUUUUGCAGUGUUAUGUUCCUAUUCCUAUGAUUUUGAUCCUCCAACUAGAAGUGGAACUGACCAGCAACUUUUUGUCAAUUGAAGAUUUUACAUUGGAUAUUAGUUUUAUUGUGUAUUGCUCACCCUUCAUUCUUUUCUGUUGUCAUUCCCAUUCGCUUGACUCCCAGUUGAAGCCACUGCUAGUGACAGAAAUAAAAGAACUUUGAUUUGGACUGUUUAA
Syngnathus acus (greater pipefish) is the source of this 1709-nucleotide messenger RNA. Its product is annotated as protein POLR1D-like. The transcript has 3 exons. The record is from RefSeq and is a predicted model, not a curated record. NCBI's taxonomy places the organism in Eukaryota, Metazoa, Chordata, Actinopteri, Syngnathiformes, Syngnathidae. The coding region runs from base 131 to 586 and encodes 151 amino acids.